Molecule: messenger RNA, 6443 nt
Organism: Staurois parvus
Lineage: Eukaryota; Metazoa; Chordata; Amphibia; Anura; Ranidae
Source: the annotation of a GenBank genome assembly
AUGGACCCCACAAGGAGUCAGUUGGACUCGGACUUUUCACCACAAGACACACCAUGUUUGAUUGUUGAAGACUCCCAACCAGAAAGUUUGGGGACAGAAGAAGAUGACCUGGAUCGUGCUCGGUUUGGACUGCUUCCUCAGCAUCUGUCAAAUCUACAGUCAAAUGUAGAAAGUCCUGUCUUGGAGUAUGUACAAGGUUGUCCAAGCAAUAAACUUUCUUUUGGUGAUAAAGAGUGCAUGGAAAUAAAUGAGCUUUCUAAAGAAAACCAUAAAGAUUCAGUGGAACCAAUGAACACACCAGGAGGGGCUGCUGCGCUUAGCCAAGUGAUUGAAAGAAUUCCAUGCCCAGCCAACACAAUCAGUAAUUUCAACUGUGAUGAAAGUAUUGAACCUGAAGAAGCUGCCAAAUGCUCCACGCAGUCACUUGAAGCUGAAGAGUUUGGAACAUCUCAACUCACAUUUGGGGCACUAGAGCUAUCACAGAGCCAGGAUAUAGAUAGCCAGCACUCAAGAACUGAUGAUGAAAGCAGCGUACCACACCCUAAACCUCAGACACUUGAAUGUAUCCAAGAAGAGCCUGAAAACGAUGGUGCUGAAACAUAUGAAAAAGAGAAGGUUACAACUCACAUGGAUGAAGACCCUAAACGAAAUCAAGAAACAGGAAUUGGUAAAAUGUCUUGUAAUGUAGAUGAGAAAAACACAUCCACUGCCUUAGAGGACCAGCUUAAAGAAUCAAGUGUAGCAGAGCCAUUAUGCUCAAAGACUGAAGACGAAGAGAUGGACGUCUCAGAUCUCGCCUCCAGUCAAGAAGAUAUGUUUGGACACACUGAUGUAUCUGUCAGUCCUAUUGUAUCCAAGAUUGUCUCUACACCCGCUGAAAGCCUGCGCCUCCUGCAUUUCUCUGGACAGGCCAGCCUUCCAUCUGUCAGUGUCACAGAAGUUCCCACAGACCUCGCUUCUCCCUCCCCAGAUGAUAUCCAACCUACUCCCAUUAUUGUUCCCAGCUCCCCCACAGGGCAGCAUGAAGAAGUUGAAGACAUGGACACCUCAGUACCCUCAAAUAAGACAGAAGUGGAUGUACAGCCACAGAUAGAAGCUACAGGUUCCAAGAGUUGCCCCUUUGUCCCUGUUCCUCAAGUAUCCACUCCAGUUUGCCAAAGUGUUCCAACAUUUGUGUCAGGGUCAUUUGCCGUACCCUCACAGCCAGAGUUCUCCCAUGAUGUUUUCAUACCAACUCCAAGUCUUGAAGACUCUCCUUCCAGAGAGAAGCCCCACCAGUUACAAUUCCCAAAGGGUGAGGAGGAUCAGAAAGCUUUAGAUCUAAAGCUUGAACUUUCUGAAGACUUGAAACAUACUGAGGGUGAAGUAACAGAUGACUGUAAUCUACUAUUAUCCACAAGUGAACCUAGUGAACUCCUGGAGGUGGGCCAGACUCCUGAAGGAGCAGAUGGUGGGGCUACACAAAUUGAAGUGGCCGAAGAAACUAGUCACCCUUCAUUAGACCAAGAAAACCAAACUGUGUGUGACCCAGCACUAUUGGCAAAUAAAGGCGAUCUAUCUGCAAACCGUAAACUCCCGUCAUCUGAAUGUGUUGACUUAAGUGAUAAAAAUAACAGCAAAGUUGUUGAUUGUAUCACCAUUACGUGCAGUUCUGAAAGUCAGGCACUCUUGGUACCAUCAUUAGAUUCUGAUGCUUCUUUAAGCAUUUUAGACCAACACAUAUCAGACCAAAAGUCAACUGUAGUUGUUGACGGUGUGUCUGAUGAUGUAGAGGAAGUUCCUGAAACUCCAUGUGAGAAGGACAGUGAGGAUUAUAUGGUAACUGAAAGUGAGCAUGAAAAAAUGGAGGGCAACCUAAAUCUAGCACUGUCUGAGACUCAGCAUCCUUGCAAAGAGGAUGUGGAACCAUUAGACAAUGAAGAAGCAAUGGAAGUGGACCAAGAAGCACCCUCUCCAGAUAAUUUACCAAAGCCUGUUGAAGGUCAAAAAGAAAUGCUGCCGUCAGAAAAUGAUGCUGCUAUGCAUAUGGAGACUAGCCCUAGCAUAGUAUCUAAAGUUGAAAAUGUUCCUGCACAAACUGAAAUGACUGAAUGUAACAAAUCUCCAACCACACCUACUAAAGAAUUACAUAUAGAUAAAACAAGUGCUGAUCAGAAAGCUAAUGAAUCUAAUUCUCCCAAAGAUAAAUCUGAGCUAAUUUGUCAAGUAGGUGACAACCCAGAUAAUGUGAAGUCAGAAUGUGUCGUGCCUUUAGCUAUUGAUUGUAACAUUUCAGUAAACCCUCCGCAGCAGAGUUCAUAUCUUCCAUCUACAAGCACUGAUUUUCUUGCAACUAAAGCAGAGAAGUUACCAGAUCCAGACCAACAGCAUUGUGCCCUUCUGGAAGGUUCAGUAGAUAUGAAUAUCAUGGAGAAAGAAACUCAGCAGUAUCUGGUGCCUGUUGAAAAUAAGGAAUGUAUUAAACAAAACAGGAAUGACACAGUGUCAGUAUGCCCUAAUGCACUAAAACCACAGAGCACGGAAAAUGCUGAUAUAACAGUGCAAGCAGAACAGAAGCUACCAAUAGUUGAAGCAGCACCAGAUGUCAAAGAGGACCUUCAUGGAAAUAAAAACUUGUGUGGGUUUAGCAAAAAACAAGCAAAUGAAACCUGUAGUGUUAUUGUAAUAGAAGAUACUCAAGAGUUGGCAGAUAGUAAUCAACAAGAGCCUAUCCUAGCAAAAGAUGUACCUGACUCUGGACAAAAGAGAAAAAAGCUGAACUUUCUGUAGCAGAAGUGAAUGAAUCACCUGUUUGUGCUCUGCAAAAUCCAUGUGAGGCUCCACAGAACAAGACAAGUAUUUCUGAGGAUUUGAAACGGAUAGAAUCUCGGCGCACAGAGAAAGAUGUUCCAGUUUCUAGUAUUAAUGAUGUCCAGAAAGAAUUAGAUCGGAAUCCUGAAACUGUUUCUGUCCAGAAAGAACAUCAGCAGGCUGUACUGCUGAGAGUGGAUAACAAUCCCAACGCUUUUCCUUUGUCAUUUAAUAAAUGUACACCUGAUACAUCUGUUGCUUCUUGUGAGGAUGAUGCACAUGGAGUGGAUUCAGAGUUCCAGGAAAAAACAGGAGAGCAAUCCACACGUAGUAUAUGUGAAAGCUCUAGCGAAACCCCAUUCCACUUUACCUUACCAAAGGAAGGGGACCUUAUUCAGCCAGUAAGCACGGUUACCCCACCCAUGAUUGGUCAGUUGAAACGUGGACCAAGAAGGCAUAGUACACCAAUUGUGGUCGGAGGCUGUCCAGACAGCACCUUGGCAACCAGUGAUGUAACAGCUGAGAGCACGGUGGCAUCCAACAAUGUCACGGUUGAGAGUGCCAUGGUGACCACAGAUGUGUCUGAGGAAAGCGAAAGGGGAAAUUCUGGAUCUGCCUAUGAUGAUGGAAAAUUGUGUCUGAGAAUGAAACUUAUCACACCCGUAAAUGAGGAGAGUGAUGGGGCUCCGCAGUUUAACUUGGAAAAACCUGCUGCUGCUGAGAGGACUAAUGGAACAGCUGCUGUUGCUGGAGAUGUUGCCAGCACAGAGAAUUCCCCUUCUGUGUUUGUACGCGUGUGUGAAGUCCAUCGAGAAGAGGAGAGCAGAGGUCACAUUGUGCCUACAACUCCUGUUAGAGGAAGUCCUUUCCACUUUUCCAGCAAAGACAAGGAUGGAGCAUCUGUGGCUUCGCAACAUAUAAAAGAAAUGCGUGAGCAAGACCGGGAUCACCAGACCACCAAGGAAUAUUCUAUCCAGGACUUAUCAUGUGAUCAGGAGGAAGCCAUGGAAACUGAGCAUAGCGUGGAGGAAGGUGAACAACAUGUCCAGAGAGAAGUUCCAAAGAACAGUCAAAAUAUAGCUUCUGCUUCGCAGGAGUUGAAUGUAAAUGAACAAACUUCUUUGGGGCAUACAAAUAAGGAAGUCCAAACAGUCAGUACAGUAGAUCCUAAUGCAUUUGCAGUGUCCUCCUUCACCCAGACUGACACCUUGUCUAGUCCACCGGUAACAACCACUGCUGGUAUGACAAUAGGAAAAGAUGUCAAACAGACUGAACAAGAUGCGGGAAAACCUGAAAAUGCAAAACAGGGGCUUGGAGAUGACACUGAAUCUGUACACAGUCAGGGUGAGGAAGACUUUGAAUUGCCUCGGCCUCCUCCUGGGCGUAGCCUUCAUCGCCAUGUGCGUACAAUUCGCGAAGUUCGCACUGUGGUCACCCGAAUCAUCACAGAUGUCUAUUACAUGGAUGGAACAGAGGUGGAACGCAAAGUUGUAGAGGAAGCUGAGGAGCCUAUAAUUGAAUGCCAUGAAUUUGAGAAUGAGGUGUCUCCUUCAAGGACGGUGGUUUCAUCUCUGACUUCUGGAGAUCUUGCAGAUAUCAGUUCCUUUUCCUCAAAAGCAUCAAGCCUUCAGCGCACAUCUAGUGGAGCAAGCAGCGGCCUCUCUGCAGGGCAAAGCACUAGUGGUAGCAGCUCUGAUAAAGGAAAGGCGACAAUGAGAGCAAAAGCUGUCCAUAUGGAGUCUGGGGAAUUCGCCAUGCCAUCUGGACGUGGCAACCUUGGGAAAUCGAGUCCUAGGAAAGUGUCCAGCCAGCCAGGGUCUUCACGCCAAACUGGAAGACAAACAGGGGUGCAAGUGAGUGAAGAUGAUGCAGAUGCAUCGCUUGGAAACAGACCAGGGGCCAAAGCGCCCCUUACACCCCGUGGAAGAGGGAGGAGGGGACGUCCUCCUUUUCGAGGAGCUGGAUCAAGGGAAGUGGGCUCUUCAAAUGCACAAGCUGAGGAUUCCACUGCAGCUGCUGUUCCUGAUGAAGAACCGUUCACACGCAUUACUGCUUGUCAUCCAGAAGCCCGUGACAGAGCAAGCCCAGGAACCCCUACCACGCGGCGCAGCGACUCCCCCGAAAUCCCCUUUCAGACGCCGUCAAAGAAUAUUAGCAUGGACUCCUCCUCAUCAAGUAGUAGUUUUGUGGGACUCAAAGUUGUAGCCAAGUGGUCCUCCAACGGUUAUUUUUACUCUGGCACAAUUACUCGGGAUGCUGGCGCUGGUAAAUACAAGCUACUGUUUGAUGAUGGCUAUGAAUGUGACGUUCUAGGAAAAGAUAUUUUAUUAUGUGACCCUAUUCCUUUGGAUACGGAGGUGACAGCCCUCUCAGAAGAUGAAUAUUUUAGUGCAGGAGUGGUAAAAGCUCACAAGAGAGAUUCUGGAGAACUGUGGUACUGCAUUGAAAAGGAAGGACAAAGGAAAUGGUACAAAAGGAUGGCGGUUAUCCUGUCCCUGGAACAAGGAAAUAAGCUCAGAGAGCAGUUUGGCCUCGGCCCCUAUGAGCCAUCAAUGCCGUUGACCAAAGGAUCAGACAUAAGUCUUGAUAAUCUAGUAGAAGGAAAGCGGAAACGAAGAAGUAAUUUAAGUGUGAUGAGCUCACCAACCACUUCCAGUACAUCGAAUACUAGCACCCCAACCAGAAAAGGAACCGAGGUGUCCCGCAGUUCUCUAGCUCCACUGUCUGGAAAAAGGAAGUUGAUUAGUUCAGAUGAUGAGAAAUCUCCUGUGAAGCGUGGUCGCAAAUCUAUUGUGGCAAAGUCUGAAGGUCCAGCAAAAGGAGGUGACUUUAUGAGCCCCAAUGAAAGUGGAGACAAUGCAGGUGACCAGACUACGCUGGAGGAGAGCCAUGGGCCUCUACCUGAAAAUAAGUUGCUGUUCGCAGGAUACGCCUUUCUGCUUACUACAUCCACAUCCAGUGACAAAGUCAACAAUCGCCUGAAGUCGCAAGAGAUUUCCUCCUUCAGCAGUGAAGAAGAUGAAGAAUACAUUGAAAGCACACCAUAUAACCGACAGUACACAGAGGAUCAACUCCGGGCUGGAGGGGGCUGCAUUGUCGACAAUUUCAGUGAAGCAUUGUGCAAACCAGACUCAAAAUGUUUGCUGAUUGCUGACCAGCACUGCCGAACCCGGAAAUAUUUUCUGUGCCUUGCCAGUGGAAUCCCUUGUGUGUCUCAUGUCUGGGUACAUGACAGUUGUCACUCUAAUGAGCUGCAAGGUAUGAACAAUUACCUCCUCCCUGCCGGGUACAGCCUUCAAGACGACAAAAUUUUGGAAUGGCACGGCUCCAGGCAUCCUUUCCAAGGUUCCCGCUUUCUUGUGGUAUCUGACCAGCAAGAGAAUUUCCUGGAAGUAUGGACAGAAGUAUUAAUGGUUGGAGGCGCAGCGUCUGCAAAGCAGCGCAGUUCUGCAAAUACAAACAAAGAUGUUGCUUUGGGGGUUUUUGAUGUCGUCAUCACAGAUCGUUCAUGUCCAGAAUCCAUUUUAAAAUGUGCUCAAGCUCUAAACCUUCCAGUGGUUUCAUCGGAAUGGGUGAUUCAGUGUCUCGUUAAUGGAGUGCAAGUUGGUUGCAAUAAGCACCCAAAAUACAAACAUGACCAUGUUGUGAGCUAA